AAAGAGAGAAAAAAAAAAGAAAAACUCUGGGGCUGCAGCAGUGGCGCUCGUCUCACUGUACUUCUCAUUUCACUUUGCGUUACCGGAUUCAACAGUAAGCUGGCGACGUAAUAAGUGUUUCCUUAUUCCACCGGACUUCUCAAAUACGGUACAUGCUACUGUAAAGACUCGGCACGAUCCAGGACACUCUCAACCUUCAGUAUGCAGCAGCAGCAGUCAGCAACGGAGGAGGGAACGGCGUACGAGCCCCCCACGUACGACGAGACAUUCCCAGAGCUUCCGGGCUCAGGAAGUAACUCAAUAACCCCAACCCUUCCCAAAAUGAAUGAUCGUAUGCGUGUGGGUUCGUCUCACGUGACGCAGGUGUUCCACGUGCCAAUGGAGGAGCGUAAAUUCGACCACAGCAAUAAAUUUGGCGAGGGUGAAUCAAUGCGAACGUGUCAAGCAAUAAUGAAAGAGACACACACGCACAUCGAGAUGUCAUCCUCCAAGAAUCAAGUAUUGACAUUUGUCCUGACGGGAAAGCAGAACGAAGUGCUGGACGCCAGGAGAAGAAUCCUCGCGACAUUCCAGACGCAGACCAACAAGCAGAUAAAUAUACCCAAGGAGCAUCACCGCUGGAUCCUGGGUAAACUGCGACAGCGUCUCAAUGAGCUGGAGAAAGCAACAGCCACUAAGAUAAAUAUACCAUCCGUAGACGUUCAGAGUGACAUUAUCACGAUAACUGGUACCAAAGAGGGAAUUGAAAAAGCAGAGCACGAGAUGCGAGUUAUAUCUGACGAGCAGUCACGCAAGGCCUUCGAGCGUGUCACUGUACCCAAGAUUUAUCAUCCAUUUAUCAGAGGUGCCCACGACGAAAAUCUCACCUCCAUGAUCUCGGAGACUGGAGCUAGAAUCAACAUUCCACCGCCAUCAGUGCAGAAUGACGAGAUCACGAUAGCUGGUGAGAAAGACGGUGUUAAUGUCGCCAAGAGAAUGAUCGAGGAGAUCUACAAGAAUAUGGAGAAGAGGUGCUCAUCGGUCUCCGUUGAGGUGCCCAAGAGCCAGCAUAAAUACGUCAUUGGCCACCGGAACAGCACUAUUGCUGAGAUACUCCAGCUCACUGGUGUAUCCGUUGAGAUGCCACCAGCAGACUCACCCACAGGGACAAUCACCCUCCGGGGACCGCAGGAGAAAUUGGGCCAGGCUCUUGAUAAAGUCUAUGAGAAAGCCAAUUCUGUUAGGACUGUGACGAUUGAGGCGCCUUCCUGGAUUCACAAGUACAUCAUUGGAAGAAAAGGAGAGAAUAUCAACAAAAUAACUCAGGAUUUGCCAAAAGUUAAUAUCGGAUUUACUGCUAAUGUCGAUAAAAUUAAAAUCGAGGGACCCCCCGAGGACGUUGAGAAGGCCAGGGAACACGUCGAGGCCCAUGUCCAAGAUCUCAUCAAUAAAUUGACUUUUGUCGAGCUGAAGGUCGAUCCCAGGUACUUCAAGCAUAUUAUUGGUAAGAAUGGGGCUAAUGUUAAUCGUCUCAAGGAGGAGAAUGACGUAGUGCUCAAUAUCUUCGAGGCUGAUGGACAGAAUAUGAUCAGGAUUGAGGGGAAGGAGUCAGGGGUGAGAGAGGCUGAGGCUCAGCUGACGGAGAUGGUGAAGAAGCUGGAGAAUGAGAAGGAGAAGGACGUGAUCAUCGAUCAGAGACAUUAUGCUAGUAUAAUUGGGAUGAAGGGGCUGACCAUUAAGGAGAUCAGGGAUAAAUUCAAUUACGUUCAGAUCACGAUUCCAGGGCCUGAGGAGGGGGACAUUGUGAAGAUUCGUGGACCCAAGUUGGAUGUGGACAGGUGCCACAAGUAUCUGAUGAAACUCGUGAAGAAGUUGGAUGAGAAUUGUCAUGUGAUUGAGCUUCCCAUCUUCAAGCAAUUGCAUAGAUUUGUGAUUGGAAAAGGAGGUGCCAACCUGAGGAGAAUAAAGGAAGAAACACAGACCAAGAUCGAUUUUCCUGCAGAGAUUGAUGACAACGACGUCAUCACCAUAACUGGAAAAAAGGAGAACGUAGAGCUAGCCAGGGAUAUGAUCCAGAAGAUUCAGAAUGAAUUAUCGAAUAUCGUUGAGGAGGAGGUGACUAUUUCCCCCAAGUACUACAACACAUUGAUUGGAACUGGUGGUAAAUUAAUUCACUCGAUAAUGGAGGACUGCGGGGGUGUGGCUAUUAAAUUUCCACCGGCUGACAGUAAGAGUGACAAGGUCACCAUAAGAGGGCUCAAGGAGGACGUCGAGAAGGCGAAGCAACAACUCCUCGAGCAGAUCCAUGAGAAAGAGCUGUCGAGUUUCUCUGAUGUUGUCAGGGCGAAUCCAGUGUAUCAUAAAUUUAUUAUUGGCAGACAGGGAGCGAAUGUGAAGAAAAUUCGAGAGUCCACUGGGGCGAGGGUGAUUUUCCCUACUGAUAAGGACGAGGACUCGGAGACUAUCACGAUUAUUGGGAAGAAGGAGGCUGUGGAGAAGGCUAAGGAGAAACUAGAGACGAUUAUCAGGGAGAUUGAUAAUAUCGUUGAGGAUGAGAUGCAGAUUGAUCCUAAGCAUCACAGGCAUUUUGUUGCCAGGAGGGGAGGUGUCUUGUACAGAAUUGCUGAUGAUUGUGGUGGAGUGCAGAUAUCAUUUCCCAGGGCUGGGGUUGAGUCUGAUCGAGUUAUUCUCAAGGGUGCCAAGGAGUGCAUCGAGGCUGCCAAGCAGAGGAUGAAAGAAAUUGUUCAGGAGUUGGAGUCAAUGGUGACUGUCGAGUGUAUUAUUCCUCAGGUGCAUCAUCGCACUGUCAUGGGGGCCAAGGGGUGCAAAGUCCAGACGAUAACUUCAGAGUUCGAUGUUCAGAUAAAAUUCCCCGAGAGGGAGAUGCACAGGGAGGAGCAGGAGGAGCAUCAGGUUAAUGGUGAGGGUGGAGAGAAUGGUGAAGUCAAGGAGACACCUGCUUGUGACAUUAUCAGGAUCAGAGGACAACCCAAAAAUGUUGAGAGUGCGAAGAACGCUCUUCUUGAUCUUGUACCUGUUACUGUCGAGGUGCCUGUGCCCUUCGAUCUUCAUAGAUUGAUUAUUGGAAAGUCUGGUAGGGAUGUCAGGGUUCUUAUGUCUAAGUACGAUGUCCAUAUUAUUUUGUCCUCUGCUGAAGAGAAGCUGGACUUCAUUAAAAUCAUUGGUACACCUGUCAACGCCCAGGAGGCUAAGGAGGCCAUCUUGGAAAGGGUCAAUGAUCUAGAGGCCAAGAAACAGGAGAGGGUCCUCAAGUCUUAUGAAGUUAAGAUUGAAAUUGAUCCGGAGUAUCAUCCCAAGAUCAUUGGACGUGGGGGAGCUGUCAUCAAGAGAAUCAGGACUGAUCACGAUGUGCAGGUUAAUUUCCCCAGGAAGGGCGAUCCUGAUGAACACAUUAUCACUAUUACUGGGUUUGAGAAGAAUGCCCAUGAGGCCAAGGAUGAAAUCAUGAAGAUUGUUAAUGCAUUGAAUGAACUUAAUAAGGAGGAGAUUUUUAUUGAUUCUGCUGUUCACGCCAGGCUCAUUGGGGCAAGGGGGAAGAAUAUCAAGAGGAUCAUGGAUGAGUACAAGGUGGAGAUCAAGUUCCCCAGGAGGAGGGACGAGGAUCUUGAUCUUGUCACUAUCAUUGGACCUGAGGAGAACGUCGUAGAGGCUAAGGAACAUUUGCUCACACUUGCACAUGAAUACCUUCAAGACCUUGAGGAGUGGCAGAUGCGCCACUCGCUGACUCGCGGCAACAAACGGGAAUCGGAACGUCCACGUGGCAGUGAAUCAGACUCUGGUUUUGUGGUGAAGGGUGCACCCUGGGAGCAGAAUCCCCCCAAGAGUGCCCCUGAUACAGCCAGUGUUGCUGAUUUCCCGACAUUCGUUGGUCACGACUCCAAUCAGGUGCCAGUCUCUGCACCUGAGGGCCCCUGGGGCAAACGUUAAUCUCGAUUAAGAAAGAAAAACAAAAG
Molecule: messenger RNA, 3953 nt
Organism: Fopius arisanus
Lineage: Eukaryota; Metazoa; Arthropoda; Insecta; Hymenoptera; Braconidae
Gene: Dp1
Product: satellite-binding protein 1 Dp1
Exons: 4
Coding region: 202-3927 (1241 amino acids)
Cellular component (GO): cytoplasm; nucleus
Molecular function (GO): mRNA binding
Source: RefSeq, a predicted model, not a curated record